GUGGGGAGUCGGGCCAUGCCGAGCCGAGCCGAGCCGCGGCUGGGUGAUGUCAGGCUCGAGGAGGAGCCUCCGCCGCCUGCCCUUUUACUUUCGGGCGCCGGCACUUGGCCGCAGGCUGCCGCCGCUGCUGGCCGGGCCCCCCCCCCCCAGCCCCUCCGCUAUGGGCACCCCGCACUUCUAAGGCGCCGCCCCGAGGGGGGGGCACGGGGAUCUCAUUAAAAAAUCGCUGUUUACGUGGUUAUUCAUUGCCCCGCGCCGGGUAUGUGAACAGCCACCCCCCUGCCCCCCCCGGCUCCCCUUCCAUCCACCCCCAGCGCCAUGCCGGCAGCCUGCACCCUGCUGCUGCUGCUGGGCUUGGGGCUGGUCCCGGUCCCGCCGGCCGGGUCGCUGCCCCUCGCUUCCCCACGGCGUCUUCCUCCACCUCCCCCUCCUCCUCCUCCGUCCCGAAACCGUCUCGGCCGCCCUUCCUCGCUUCCCGCCGCGGGACACGCCGGCAGCCCGGUCAUUGAAAGCAGCCAUCAGGAGAGAAGUUCAAGCACAGAGAUGAGGACUCCUGGUGCCCCUGUGGAGUUGGAGACGAUGCUGGCUGGGAGCAGGGAGUGGGCAUUGCUGCCUGCCAGGCACGGGGCAGUGCCAGCAGCAAGCAGGGUCGCAGGGCACACUGGCCCCCCUGGCAGUGAUGGGGAUGUCACCCCUCCAGGAGCAGGAUCCCCAGAGAGCCCAUCUGCUGGGACAGAGACCCACCUGCUCAGCCACAGCCAUCCUCCCGACCCUGGAAGCCAUCACCCCGCUGCAGGCAGGCCGGGGAGAGGCACGAGGGCUCUGGCUUCUGCCAGCAGCCCUGCAGCUGCCGAGGGGACACCGCCGGGCGCGGAAGCCAUCGGCAGCGAUUCGGCUGAGGGGACACGGGGAGGGCACCAUGGGGUCUGGAACGUGUCAGGGCCUAACGCUGUGAGGACUGUGCUGCUGCCUUCGUCUUCUGAACCUCAUCACCCAGGCACUGGCAGCCUCUCUGAACCCGUGAGCAGCUGGGUGGGCACAGAGCUGGGCAGCAGCCCUGCCAUGGGCACUGCAGCUGCUCCACCCAGCCCCUCGGGGAGCAGCCCCAGCACUGCCCUCCCUGGCUCCCCGGGACAGCCCCAGGCCUCUUCCCAAGCUUCAAGUACCCAGACUGGUGCAGAGCACAUCAUGCUACACCCCAGGGGUGUCACAGGGAACUUCACCAGCCCCUGGCUGACUGCAUCACCUCCCAUGGACAACGCCUUCGGAGGCGUUGGAAGCAGCUACCAGCCAUCCAAGAACUCGGCUGCGGAGAGGUUCGGUUCGGAUUUCCCCACCACCGGCACCUCCAUUUCCACAGCAGCUGCCAAGGGUGGAGGGAGGACAUUAAGGUCUCUGCCAGCCAGCACCAGGCUGGUCACCAUGGCAGAGAUUUCCACCUCUGGGACUGAAAUCACCAGCCCUUCAGCCCAGAGCCACAGUCCGGGGGUGUCUGUGGGUGCCCAGGGUGAUGGAGGCAGAGGUGUCACAGACCCAUUGCUCUCAGGCUUGCUGCCCGUUUCAGGAAGUGCUUCCACAAAUUUUAGCCGUGAUUAUGAACCUUCCAAGAGCAUCCCAGGUGCAGAAGAGGCCACGCUGCACUUGGACAUCCAGGCUGCUGACAUUUCCAGCAUGGCAGUGGGGACACUGAUGUCCCCAGAAGAUGACCACACAGCUGGGGUGACAAGGGACUCUGCCACCAGCAGCAACCCCACAAGCUCUUUGGGCAGGACCUCCUCUUCCUUGAGGACUGGGGCACAUCAUCCCAACAGCUCACGGGAAGCCACCGAUCUCCCAGCCCCUCCUGGGGGUGCUUUGCUCACAAGCUCCCUCUCUGCCUCUGAAGGUCCUUCCCGAGGUGUAAGCAGCCACCGGCCAGUGGCAGAGAGAACCUCCCUCAGUUCCUCUGCCACCAGCACUCCCAUUUCAGCCACGUCCAGCAGCGGUGGGAGGCCACCCAGGUCUGCCUUGGGCAGCAGCCCCUGGGCAGCAGCCAAGGGCUCCACGUCCAGCCGUGCCAUGUACAGGACCUUGGAGACAACCCAGUCCUUGUCCACACCUUCUGGGAGAGAGACCUCCAGAGCUCAGGGGUCCACAGGAAUGACAGAUUUCACUGAGGUGGCAGACUCUCUCCUAACACACUCUGGCUCUCCUUUGGAAGGUCCUUCCCCAGCUACUGGAAGCAGCCAUGUGUCCUUCAGCAUCCUAUCAACAGAGAGAAAAACCAAUUUCACCACCACCAGCACCUCCAUUUCCACAACAGGCACCAAGGGUGGAGGGAGGACAUUAAGGUCUCUGCCAGCCAGCACCACCCUGGCCCAAACAACAGAGGUUUCCACCACUGGUACUGAAAACAUCAGCUCUCCAGGCCAUUCCCAGUCUUCUUUGGGAACCCAGGGUGGUGGUGGCAGAGGUACCACCCUGUCAUCUGUGACCCCAUGGCUCACAGGCUCACCAUCUGCUUCAGAAAGCACUUCCCCAGCAGACAAGACCUCAGCAAUGGGAGGGCACCUGUCUCUCACCAGCACACCCAGUGUUGUGACAGCUGCCACCAGUGAGGAGAGCAGCACAGUGCCUGUGUUGGACACCCAUGGAGCUUCCAGUGCCAUAGGGAACUCUGCUCCCUCUCCCCCUCACACUGGCACCCUGGACAUGGUCCUGCUGUCCUCACCAGCAGCAGAGCCUGGGAGACAGAAUCAUGUUUCACAGAGUGGGGCAGGACUCAGUGAGCUUCCAACAAAGCUGCAGCCUGCGUUUUCUCCCAGCAUUUCAGUGCCUUCACCUUCAACCACACUCUUCAUCCACAAGGAAGGGACAUCUCAAGGCCCAGGCGGCCGCAGCAUGUGGAGCACAAAAGCAGAAAGCCUCACAUCUCAUCUGGACACAGCUGGGGACACCCACACUGGCCCUGUCCCGUCCUCCACGGCAUGGCCUCGAGUGAGACAUGUGUCAUCUGGCCAAGCAGGGUCCCCAGAGCCCAAGGCCACCCUUUCAUCCAAGGUCUCCACCUACUUCUCAGCUGCUGCUGAACCUUCCACUACUGACAGCAGCCCUCGCUCCCUGAGCAGCUCAGGUGCUGGGAAGAGGAUGUCCAGCCCCAUCACCGAUCUCGUGUACAGUUCAUCCACAUCUGCGGGUGCUGAGGAGAGGAUGCUGCCCUCAGUGACAGAUGGCACUCUGGCUGCUGGCGUGGAGACCUCUUCUUUCCCUGCUGGAGCUUCCAGCUCUCCAGGGCCGUCUGAGCCAGCAUUGCUAGAGCAGGGCAGGACAGCCAAUGCCUCCUCCAGCAGCAGCGGGGGCUUCACGGGCCCUGCGACGGAGACGGUCUUUGUACGUUCUGCCAAGAUACCCACUUACUCUUCUUUCCAAAACGAUCUCACAAACUUUUCAGGAAGCCAUCAGCCAGUCAGUAGCAGUGAUGCUGAGAAAAGGACCUCGGUUUCCCACACUGAUGGCACAUACAUUUCAACCACAUAUACCAGAGGAGGAGAAAGGACCCUCCUGUCUAUCUCCAACAGCAGCACCUCUGCUGACUCCUCAGAAAGUUCCACCUUUUUUUCUGAAAUUUCCAGCCCUUUUGAUGCCUCACAAUUGUCUGUGGCUCAUGACAGGCAGACCAAUGCAUCAAACAGCAGCAGUUUUGUUGAACCUUCUACGGAGCCGUUGUUGGUGCACCCUUCCAAACCAUCGGCGUCUGCUUCUACAGGCAGCAUAGAAAAUACAACUCUGUUCAACACUGCCUCUGAGUUGUUGACCACUCACAGAUCAUCUCUGUCUUCAUCAGCAUUUCCAGCCUCUUCCUCACUGUCCUCACUGCAGCACUUGCUGUCGUCAACACCGCCGCCAACUCAUCUGUUUACACUGUCAGAAUCCCCUGAGCCACGCUUGCCCGCUGUGAUGGCAUCUUCACCGUCUCUGCAGGCUUUGUCGUCCUCUUUGCCCACUUCCUCCUUGCCCUCCCCCUCUUACUCAUCAGCAUCUUUAUUGUCUGUGUUUUCAUCACCCUCAUCCAUCUCACAGUCCAGUGAGAGUGAUCAAGCGAGCACCACUGUGGCUACGAGUGUGGUCAGGCAGGAGCCCUCCACAGCUGCCACGGCCGGGAGCUCACCCAGAGAGACCAGCAAGCCCCAUGUCACACACCAGCCCCAGAAGAGCACCAUCUUCACUCCCACCAGGUCACCUCUCCCUACGGAACCCAUGGAGCUGCUUGGUGGCCGCGUCGUGUCUGUGUCCGCUCCCGUGACGGUCACACAGACUGCCUCACCUAGAGAGGCCACCACCCGAGGGGACACCUUUGGGAAGGCAACACUGCUGCUCACCACAGCCAGUGUUGCUCCACAGGCUGGCCCAACAGAUGCACCCCCUAGUCCCUCACAAAGUGCAACAAAUCAGGGCAGCAUUGUCCCCACAGUGGCAGUGACCACGGUGAAACCUCCUGUGCUGACAACGCCGUCCGGUCGCCGGCCCACCCCAGGUGAGGCCAGCACCAUGAGAGACCACAGGGCCCAGACACCCACUGCCACUAAACACGGUUAUACCACUGGUAAAAGCACAGAAGCCAUGGGUCCCACCACUGCAAAGCCUGGCAAGGUCACUGAGGAAAACAUCCCUGUUACAAGUCCUUCCAAAGCACCUCCAACCAUCAAGACCACCAAAGUGAGCAUUACAACUACUUUGGCUGCUACCAAACCAACCACUGCUCCUCCGUCGAGCAGCACGGUCGGGCUGAGGACAUCCCCUCCAGCUGCAGAGGUGGAUAAAUGUCUUUCCAACCCUUGUCCUGCACUGGCCACCUGCAACAACACCCAUGGCUCCUAUAUCUGUCAGUGUCCUCUUGGAUAUGAGCUGGAAAAAGGGAAGUGCAAUUUAGUGAGAAUAUUUAUUGGCAAGGUUCCCCUGAAACUUAAUAUCACUCAUGGGAAAUACACAGAGCUCUUCCACAUCGAGAGGGAGAUCCUGGAGGUGCUCAAUGCAUCGCUGUCAGGCUUGCCAGGAUACCACCACUCCACAGUUAAGGCAAGCAGGGAGGCAAAUUUUGUGCACGUUUCAGUGCAAUCCACGUUCUCUUUAGCAUCCAACGUGACUUUCUUCGAUGUUAUCGGCAGUGUGAAAAGCUACAUUCAAGCUUGCAAAUCCCCCACUGAAGCCUGCCAGUUCAUAUCAAGCCUGAAAUCACUCCACAGAGCUGGCAGCUUGUGCAGACAGAAGGACCCUGAAUGUGACAAGGAAACUUCAGAAUGCACCGACUUUGAUGGGGUCGCUCUCUGCCAGUGCAAAAGUGGGUACUUCAAAUACAACAAGAUGGACCACUCCUGCAGAGCCUGUGAAGAUGGAUACAAGCUGGAAAACGAGACCUGUGUGAGCUGUCCCUUUGGCUUGGGUGGAUUCAACUGUGGAAACCCGUACCAGCUCAUCACGGUGGUGAUUGCAGCUGCAGGAGGGGGACUGCUGCUGGUCAUGGGCAUAGCACUGAUUGUCACCUGCUGCCGGAAGAAUAAAAAUGACAUAAGUAAACUGAUUUUCAAGAGUGGGGAUUUCCAGAUGUCACCUUAUGCUGAAUAUCCGAAGAAUCCCCGGGCACAGGAGUGGGGCAGAGAGACCAUCGAGAUGCAGGAGAAUGGAAGCACCAAGAACCUGUUGCAGAUGACAGAUGUGUAUUAUUCGCCAACUGGACUGAGAAAUCCUGAACUGGAAAGAAAUGGACUUUAUCCUCCCUACACUGGUUUGCCUGGAUCUCGACAUUCGUGCAUCUACCCUGGACAAUACAAUCCAUCCUUCAUCAGUGAUGAAACCAGAAGAAGAGACUACUUUUAGCAAAGAGUGGAGAGGGAGUGGAAGAUUGACACAGUUGUGUGGCCCUUAAUUCCCAGGUACAAUCUGUCUCCUGGGUAGUUGAGGCCACAUCAAUCUUACUCUUCCCAUUUAAUAGGAAGGACUUUGAACUUCAUGCUGAGCAUUGCUGCCCUGAGGGACAGUUACAGUUGCUGAGCAUCAGAGAGGAGGAGGAAGAGGAGGGAAUGGCUCAAGAAGCACAUCACUAAAAGACCCAGUGGGAAGCUCACACGUGUACUCCUUAUUCAUUCUUCGCUCUUCGCGCUACACGGGCAAGCAUGGAUCAGUACAGGCAGAAGAACUGUGCCCAGCACUCUGCAUUGAAUACCACUAGGGAGUGUCUUGUUUACAGAUCUCGUUCACUGUUGACUGUGCUUGUCUUCCUAGCCACCCUUCAUGCAAAGAUUCACUGUGCAAUUGCUUUUGGUCAGGCAAGUUUGUCCACUCCCUUCUAGACCGCUGCCUUGCUGUCGGCUUCGUGCAGGACAGGGAAGCUGGCCUGUGUUCUGGCCCUCACCUUCAUACUGGUAAAAGUUCUCCAGAUUUCUGGGUCCUUGCAAAGCCGGGUGUCUGGCAAUAUUGGCUGAAUUCAUGGGUUGAUUGUCUCCCAGGAGUGCAGGACGGUCAGUCACACCACUGCAAUUUUAACAGAAAAAAGGCACAGUUGUUCCUCUGUGCUGCUUUGAAAACCUUCUGUAUGUAGGGAAUGUUUUUGUUUUUUCAACCAAAUUGUUCAGAAGUGAUGCCACUACAUGCCAUCAUGGUGCUUCCAUAUGGGAUCCUCUGGGGCUCUGUUCCCCUGCAAGGAUUUAAAUGCCUGUAGACACAGCAAUAUAAUAUUAAAUAAUUCCUUCCAGGGAAGAAGAAGAUGAGAUGGGAAUUCAGAAUGCUUUUUAUGAGGAAUCUCUGAAGGAGUAAUAAUGCUGUAGCCUUGGCUGGGCAGAGGAACCUGAAUUCUGGGCACUGAAGGUGGGAUAUAUUUUCAAGCCCCCAGAGCCCACCUUGAAUUUGUAGGCGCUGUGGAGACUUUCAGUGCAUUGGAAAAGAGGGCUUACUGCAGUCAGUUGCAUUCAAGGAAGAGAAAAACAUGAUGCUUGCAAUCCUAGCAUAGCAAAGGUCACUUAUGUUGAAGUGUUUUUCUUUCUUCCAUCUUAGUUUCGAGUGAUUCAGACCAGGCAAGUUUCCUCACCCAGGUGUGUUCGUUCCUAUUAGCAGAAGCUGAAGAAUGUAAGUUACUGCAUUUCUCACCAAAGACCAGGCUGAAACUCAUGGACUGUAUUCUGACCUAAAGUGAAUGUGGAAAGAGAUCUUACUAAUCACAGAACCCUGGGAUGGGUUGGGUUGGAACGUAUCUUACAGAUAAUUUUUUUCCAACUCCUCUGCCAUAAGUACGGACACCUUCCACUAGACCAGGUUUCUCAAAGCCCCAUCCAGCUUGGCUUUGAACACUUGCAGGGAUUGGGUAACUUCUCUGGGCAACCUGUUUCAGUGCCUCACCAUUCUCAUAAUGAAGAAUUUCUUUCUUGUAACUAAUCCAAAUCUACCUUCUUUGCUUUAAAAUAAUUUCCCUUGUCCUAUCCCUACAUGCCCUUGCGAUAAGUCCCUCUCCAGCUUUCUUGUAGGCCUCCUUUGGUUACUGGAAGGUUCUCUAAGAUCUCCUUGGAGCCUACUCUUCUCCAGGCUGAACAGCCCCAACUUUCUCAGACUGUCUUCAUAGGAGAGAUGCUCCAGCCUCUGACCAUCUUUGUGGCCUCCUCUGGCCUCAUUUCUUCUGGUGGCACCACUGAACACAGCACUGCAGGUGGGCUCUCAGGAGGGCAGAGUAAGAAGGGAGGGAGAGAAUCCCCUCCCCACCCUGGUUCUGGUGCUGCCCAGGGCACAGCUGGCUGUGAGAGCACAUUGCUGGGUCAUUGCUUCUCACCAACCAACACCCCAAGUCCUCAGGGCUAGUUUCUAUUCUCCAACAGCCUGCAUUUGUGCUGGGGAUUGCUCCGGCUCACAUGCGGGAAAUAUAAUUAAAUAUCAUGAAGUAUAUUUACCACUUAUCUUUACUGCACUGUUAAUCUGAGUCAUCCAAAGCCUGUUUAGAUACAAGGUCCAGAUGCAGUUUCUCCUCUUGAAUGUGAAUGUACUUUUAAUUCAAGGUGGCUGCUUGUGUAAGGAUAACAAAUAGCACAGUUCCUUCGUCACUAACUCACCAUAUCUCUAGUAUGUACAUAAGCUGAUGUUCCCUUCUCCCCAGACAUGCUUUAAAAGACACAGUGCCUACAACUAAGUUCAUAGGUAGCUCAGCUCACUGAAACACUGAGGAUAAUGGGGUGCAUCCCCCAAAAUGCCUAGGCCCAGUUCAGAUGCUCCUGUGUUGUGUGGCUGCUCACUGGAGGCAAACCUGGGGUGAUGAGGAGCUCUCCAUCAGGGAGCAGGUACUUGCAUCCUACAGAUGGUGUGAGUUCCCAGAUCCUUUGCCAGCACUUUAAAGGCUGUUGUGUUCCUUACCAAAGGUCAGUAACGGGUAUCCAGAGGGAAGUGAGACAGCAACGGGCAAUUAUAAGCUGUGGUGGCUUAGAGGUUUCUGGUCCCUGCUCACAGUUGCCUCUGUUUUCUCAAAACUUCAAGACAGGAAAGGUGCCACAGAUGUGCUUGAGAAGGCACAGUUUAGUGCAUCAGCCACAGCACACAAACACAGUGUCUUUUUUAUGCCUCAGCUCUUGUCUUCUGUGUAGAAGCAGCAGUGUGAGCUUGCAGAGAGACAGAGCUUUAUAGACACCUAGGGCAGUAUCCUCUGCACUUACGUGAACUUUUGGUGACAAUGCAUGCAACUUCACACCUGUCUGAUCCAUAAUCAGCCUGGCAGCUGGCAGUGCACAGCUGAUCUUAGCUGUGGGGGGAAAGGAAUGCAUGCUCAUGGGAAGUACAGAUGCCUAAGGAACUGUAUUUAAGGAAGGCUCUACUUAGUGUCCAAGAUAUUGCAACAGGUAAAGCACAAGAAUUAGAUGUUCCCUGCCACGCUGAUCAGAGUUUUCAUCCAGGACAGAAAGGACUGCCUUUUCCCUGGUAUGGAGCAGAGCUAUAUUUUUGUUACAAAAGAAAAGAAGAAGAUGCAAUUCAUGCUAAAUAUAAAUCCAAAGCCUAUAGACAAGCACUGGACUUUGUCCCUUUUGAGUAAAGCAGCUUGUGAUAAGGAGGUGUCCCAGCAAUGACGAGAAUCCCAUGAUUUACCCAUGUGCCAGCAUUUCUUCAGAUGGGGAAGCAUUUAGGCCUGUGCUUAUAGGCAAAGAUGUUUAACUGCUUGGUUAGUUCAAAGGCUAGGAGAUGAACUUCUGCGUGUCAAGUACAAAGGACAAAGUAUGGCACACCAACUCACAAUUGCAGGUCAGUUCUUCUGCACAAAGAGUACAUGAACAAAACUUCUGGUCUGUAUUUCCCAGCACACUGCAAAUUGCAAGGGAUUUGAGUGGAAUUGAGAUAGGGCUAUUUCUAAUGAGAGCACACAAAAGUUUGCAAGUAAUAAUUUUAAUACCUUAAUGGUCUUCAAAUUCUUAUUGAAUUGCAUCUGGAGAGAAAAGAGUCUCAGUAAAUCCAGCAAGAUUUUCUGAGUGAGGACUGCAAAACUUGGAAUUUUCUGAAAGAGUGUCAUUGCACUGAAAUUUUCUCUCUUCCAGUGGAGGUAAACAUUGGGGCAUUUCUUAUGAGGGUUUAUCCAUUACAGCCUGACCUAUUUGGGUAAGAAAGGAGUCUCAGAGCCAAGGCAUAGUCCACAGGAGGAGGAAGAGGAGGAGAAGGGUCUCUCCUGGCCUGCCACACCUUCUCUGGGUGUCUUAGGAGGCCCUGCCCAGCAGGCAAGGGAGGGGUUUAGGCAGGAGGAGUCAGCACCCAGAUGAGUGCAGGUUCUUUCCCCCAGAGUGUUCCGGGAAGCUUUUGGGAAGGUGACAGAGGCAGCCUGGGGUGAUUCAGCCCCUGGGUCUCCACCAGCCCAGCUGCAACCUGUGCUGCAGUGCUUGUCUUCAGCCAGGCACCACCCACUCCCAGCUCCACUGGGACAGCAGGGGUGGGUGCAGUGCGCUGUGCUGUGUCACAGUUUUUGAUGGUUAUUUUACUGCAGUGUUCACUGCCUCACCCCAGCAGUACUGACUCGCCCAGCCGCAGUAGGGAUGUGGGCAGAGUUUCAGUGCAGGUUAAUAUUAGGUUUAAUAUUGUAAAGCUGCCACCAGGAUCCUCUCUGUGUCUGCCAUGAACAAAGUGCCCUUUGGCAGUGGAGUGGGGCUUGUUACUCCUCUUGGGUAUAGGAAGGGUCUCUAUGUGCCCUCAAGACCACUUUCAAAAUCAGAUGCUUCUCUGUUCACAACCUAACUCCCUGUAGGAUGUCUACAUACAUGCAGCUUAUUUCUCAUCUCUCUUUUAGAUUACUUCUAGCUACAAUUUUCAAAAUUGAAAAUUUUGAGCACACUGGAUGUUUUUGCCAAGGGGAAUCACUCUCCACUAUGUGAGAGAAUAGGAGGGAAGUGGCAUGUUUUUGGUAUGGAGAAUGCAAGUGGUUUAGCCAGAUGUGGGGAAAGGAAUUAAAGCUACACCAACACUGCUCAUAAAUCUGCUAUUGCUCCUGGCUGCUGUGGAAAGUCAGGGGAGAAGUCAGCAAUGACCCAUGGGCAGUUGUGUGGGUGUAUUUUUAAUUACAUUUGGGAGAAGAUGCUAAUUCUGUUGCUUGACAGGAAAAGUUGUGAGAGGCAUGUGUUUGCUGCUAUGGUGCUCUGCCAGUUAUACUGACAAAAUGCCUUACCCACAAAAAUACCCCUGACAGUCAGCAUAGGAGAGGCAGUCCCAGUGAACUGAUCAGCAAAACACACAUUUGAGGAAUCUUUCAAAAGGCAUCUUGAACAUACAGUCUUCCUGUGUCCUGCUGCUUGCCCUGGCCAGUCCUUCCAGCUGCACUGGGGAAAUCAGGGUUCUUUUUUCAUACUGUUGAAACCACUGAAUUGGGCUGUAAGUGGAAAAAGUGGGCCAGGUUUUCCUCCACACUGGAAGCAUUAGGUUUUAUAGCAGCAAUGAAUCUCAUUGCUCCCAUGGCAUUUCCCAUAAGACCCACUGGCACAGUCAUGUACUGAGUUACUGCUCAUGAGCAGCUUUAUGAAAGUUAUCUGCCUCCAUGCUGCAGGGUAGUAAAAGGCUUUAAAAAUAGCAAUAAAUUGCAGUUAGAGAGAGGUAUUUAUCAUUGUGAAAUAGUUUGUGCCAGUGCUUGUAUAGGUUGUUUGCUGGGACCUGAGUGAGCACAGAGUGGGUUUGGACACUGCUGCAGAUUCGCCAAGUUGCUUUCCCAGGACUCAUCUCUGCUGCUGGUCAAUGGCCAUAUCCAUUCCAAAUCCAGCUGGAAUUUUCAUUCCCUAAUAGUAAUCUUUAGCUUUCUUCCUUAAAUUAGCGAGAACGGAUGCAUUUUAGUUAAAUGCUCUUCCUAUGCUGACUAAUGUUUUUUCCUCUUUACACACAAAGGAUGCAAUCCAGCAUCCCUACAGUGACUGGGGCAACUCUCCCAUGGACUGUAAAGAAGUUUUUUUUAGGCCUGAAUUACUCCACCACCAGGAUCACCUGCCUGUAGUACAUGCUUUCCCAUGGCUCUGUCUUCCUAUUUCUGUGAUACUGUUCCUGCCUUUCCAUGUUGUAUCUAUUUUUUUUAAAGCAUCCUUAUUACUGUAGCGGGACCUGUGUUAUGAACAAAACAGCUUCAAGAUUGGAAACAGUUUCCAGGGAAGAGAGUGAAUGUGAAUUUUGUGUAGUUGUUUUACAGGUCAGCCAGCCUCUUUCCUGUCAUGUAAUAUCUAGGGAUGUAGAGAAGCUUCCUGCUGUCACACAUAGCAACUGCUCUGCAGAUCGCUCUUGCCUGUCCCUUUAGAAAUUAAGCAAGGUCUCCUGAUUUCAGAAGGGGUAUGUCCUAUGCUUGUAAGAGUUUGGGACAUUUUCAAUUCCCAUUUAAUUCUUCAUUCCCUUGAGCUGCUGAAAUUGAAAAGCAGGAGAGAAAUUCACGAAGAAGUACCAAAAUUUAAAAAAAAAAAAAAAAAAAAAAAAAGCUUACUUAUAUUGCAGAAGUGUGACUUCAGUACUGUGAGAUCAAGUGUGGGAUGACACCUCUUCUGUGUCUAGUCUGUGUUGCAUAAUAUCCUUGUUGAGGGAAUACCUAGCAAGGGCACCAGAUGUUCCUCCAAAGUGGUAUUGAAAUCCUAAAUCACUCAGUCUCUAUUUCAAUGAAAUGCUAGAAGAGAUGGGAGUCCUACUUGUGUUAAUGACUGCAGCAGGCAGCCCCCAGGUCAGCAAAAUCCUGUAUGGAAAAGUCCUGUGGAAUACAGUAAACACUGAUCACUUCUCUUGAAUAUGGCUAUAGAAUUUGCUGAACAUAAAAAGGUCUUCAAUAAAAUCUGCUAGGAUGGGUUUACUUUAAAGAAAAAAAAAAAAGAAGCUGAACAGGGUAAAUAUUUACUGCCUUCACUUUUUAAAGGAAAUUCUGUUAAACUCAGUUAUUUGCUUUAAACCCAUUAAAUUCUACUGGACUUUCUCCCAGUAAAAGGUGAAACUUGGUGUGUAAAAUCAUAAUGAUUUAUUUAAGCAGCUUUUAGAACUGCAGUAGUAAAGCUCACCUUUUGUGAACUCUCUUCCAAAAGAUAAAUUUUCAGCAUUUGUUUGUGCUUCUUUACAACCUGAAUGUAAACCUGCUUUAUGUUCUUGACAUUGCUCCACUCCCUUUCCUCUGUCUCUGAAUGUUUGCUUCCAAGUUUCUGGGGUUCUGAGGAUGUUUUCCAAACCAGUAUUAUUUAAAGUUGUAUCAUAAUUUCAGCCUCCACUAAUUAUACAGUACUGUAGUAGCAAAAUAUAAUUUUUAAGGAUUGGAUUAUUUUUAUACCUGCAUCCAAUAUUAUUAAAUCUGGCGUUCUAGUCAGUAUCAUAAAAGGAUACAAUAAAACAAUUAAUAUUA
Messenger RNA from Passer domesticus (house sparrow), 12829 nucleotides. It is a transcript of the gene HEG1, whose product is annotated as heart development protein with EGF like domains 1. The transcript is spliced from 21 exons. NCBI's taxonomy places the organism in Eukaryota, Metazoa, Chordata, Aves, Passeriformes, Passeridae. Gene Ontology annotation, biological process: heart development. Bases 319 to 5853 code for a protein of 1844 amino acids. Gene Ontology annotation, molecular function: calcium ion binding. The record is from RefSeq and is a predicted model, not a curated record.